UCUCUGCUUCUAUACCUCGUUUCUUUUGCUUUUUACUGCUCAAUCGAUACGCACUUCUUUGGCUGUGUUUGCUCAGAUUGUCGGGGGUCUACCAUUCUUCGUUGCGGAGAAGUGAUGCGCUCCCGCACUGCCGUAUUAUGGACGAGUGGGUGGACAACUCUCCCUUCAACGAUGCUCAGGCAUGCUGCGGAUUGGGACCGCGGGUGUGCGGAUGUGACAAAGAAAAGGCAAUCCUCUCCUUUACCUUCGCAAAAGAAAGCGCUGUUCCAUCCACAAUCAGGAGCAGCGAGUGCCCUAACCGGUUGCUCAACCCGGAUCAAUAACGGCGUCGACUUUUUCGUUCUUAUUUUUAGUUUCUAACUUUUUUUUCUAGUUUCAUCCAUCUCAAUCUCAGUUUGAACUUCCCUCCUAUCUCACCAUCAUCCGCCCCGCCAGGAGGUGCUGACAAGAUGACGACGGACUCGAGCGAGGACUACUUUGGCAUCCUGGGCGUGUCGCCCGAUGCGACGGAUGCCGAGAUCAAGAAGGCCUACCACAAGCUCAGUCUGUCCCUGCACCCGGACAAGGCGCGCGACGUGGAGCCGGCCGUGGCGGUGGCGCGCUUCCAGGAGAUGAAGCUUGCCUAUGAGGUCCUCAUGGAUCCGGCUACUCGGCUCGCAGCCGCAGAGAGACAGAAAGUCGACCGUGCGCGAAAGGAGCGGCGGAGCGCAUACGAAGGCAAGCGCAAGGAGAUGGCCGACGAACUGGAGCGGCGGGAGGAGGAGGACAGGGUGAAGCGAAAGAAGCAGGGGGAUGCGCAGAGGGACAUGCAGAGGACGCUUGAGAAGCUUAGGGAAGAAGGGAGAAGAUUAAGAGAGGAAAAGGAGAGAAAGAUGAGGCAAGAAGAGGAAGGACCGAGAAGAGAGCGGAAGCAAGAGGAAGAACGGGAGCGGAUAGCGAUGCUCGAGGAGCAAAAGAGGCAACAAGAGCUUCGAGAAAGUGAGCCAGCACUAGGGCCCCUUGACCUGACUGUCACAGUAAAGUUCCCCUCGGAGCAGUACGUCGAUCUCUGCCGAGAAGGCGAAGGCGGAGGCGGGCUCGAGUCGAGAUUGGCACAGGCUCUGCAAGUACGCUUUGGCCCACUUGAUUCGCUGCUGGCCAAUGCUCCUAAAAUGCGCAAGUCGGGCAAGAUGGCCAGCGAAGCGUCGGCGCACGCCACCUUCAAAACGCUCGAUGCCGCCUUUGCGGCCGUGCGGGCAGGCAGCCAGCUUCGGGCUGGCACGCCAACUGGCGAGGCCAAAUGCCUGCAAGAUGUGUGGAUUGGCUGGGCAGCGGGCGUAGCAAAGGGCAAGCAUGAACAAGAGGCAGGCGGAGUUGCUCAGCCGCCGCCGCAGGGGUCAAUGCCAGGCGAGCCAGCGAGGAUUACUUGGCUCCGACAGCGAGGGCUCCUUUCAGGCCAAGCAAGUAGUGAAGCAUCACCGGAUGUGAAAGUGGGAUCCGACGCAACCAGAGGCGAUCCCGUGCAGAGCAACGGCAAGGCCGAUGAAGAUGACAUUCUCGGUCGCAUGAUGGCCUCUUCGAAAUCGGCCGUCAACAGCGGCGACAACAACAACGCUGCGCCUCCCAAGUUUUCAUUCACUACGUCCUCCCUCAACAGCCCGGCUUCUGCACCUCACACUUCUCAGGGCAACAGCGGCGCUGCAGUCGACUUUGAAAGCGCUACUCUGGAGAGGAUGCGAGAGGCCGAGCGAAGGCGCGUCGAAGAAGCCAUUCGCAAGGCCGAUGAAGAGGCUCUGUCCUAGCCUUAUUGCGCUCAUAACACAACAUGUAACAUUACUUGUCAUCACAACACAAC
Molecule: messenger RNA, 1834 nt
Organism: Acaromyces ingoldii
Lineage: Eukaryota; Fungi; Basidiomycota; Exobasidiomycetes; Exobasidiales; Cryptobasidiaceae
Product: DnaJ-domain-containing protein
Exons: 2
Coding region: 450-1781 (443 amino acids)
Biological process (GO): spliceosomal complex disassembly
Cellular component (GO): spliceosomal complex
Source: RefSeq, a predicted model, not a curated record